Molecule: messenger RNA, 3492 nt
Organism: Phalacrocorax carbo (great cormorant)
Lineage: Eukaryota; Metazoa; Chordata; Aves; Suliformes; Phalacrocoracidae
Source: RefSeq, a predicted model, not a curated record
CGUCGCCGCCUCCCUGCGCGGUGCGCGGCCACGUGGAGGGCGGCGCGGUUGCGGGUGGGCUCAGGUGGGGCCGCGCAGGGGUGCAUCGUACCACACCGCACCGCACCAUGAGCGUGGGCUUCAUCGGGGCCGGGCAGCUUGCCUUUGCCCUGGCCAGGGGCUUCACGGCGGCAGGGGUUCUGGCCGCGCACAAGAUCACGGCGAGUUCCCCGGACACCGACCUGCCCACCGUGAGCGGGCUGCGGAAAAUGGGCGUGAACUUCACGGUUAGCAACAAGGACACGGUGAAGAGCAGCGAUGUCCUCUUCCUGGCCGUGAAGCCCCCCAUCAUUCCGUUCAUCCUGGAAGAGGUGGGCCCUGAUAUCGAGGCCCGCCACAUCGUGGUCUCCUGCGCGGCCGGUGUCACCAUCAGCUCCAUCGAGAAGAAACUCUCUACCUUCUGCCCCACACCAAAAGUGAUCAGGUGCAUGACGAACACCCCUGUGAUUGUCCGGGAAGGUGCUACAGUCUAUGCCACUGGGACUCAUGCAGAUGUGGAGGACGGGAAGCUCUUGGAACAACUGAUGGCCAGCGUAGGCUUCUGCACCGAGGUGGAAGAGGACCUGAUAGAUGCUGUAACGGGGCUCAGUGGCAGUGGCCCUGCGUAUGCGUUCACUGCUCUGGAUGCGCUGGCAGAUGGGGGAGUGAAAAUGGGGCUUCCCCGCAGGCUGGCUGUUCGACUUGGAGCACAGGCUUUGCUGGGUGCUGCCAAAAUGCUCUUAGAAUCUGAGCAGCAUCCUGGUCAGCUGAAGGACAACGUCUGCUCGCCUGGGGGAGCCACCAUCCAUGCCUUGCACUUCCUGGAGAGCGGUGGCUUUCGCUCCCUCCUAAUCAAUGCUGUGGAGGCUUCCUGCAUCCGGACAAGGGAGCUGCAGCAUCUGGCAGACCAAGAGAAGAUCUCCCCAGCUGCCAUAAAGAAGACUUUGCUGGAUAAAGUAAAGCUGGAGUCUCCUUCUCUGUCCGUGGCAUCUGCCAGCAAAGUCAGCCUGUUCUCCAAUAAGAGCCCCAGCAGCAAGAAGAACUGACCAGACUGCUGUGGUCUGGCUGUGCUGAACAUCAGUCUCCUCCAUGCCCCUUCUUUUUUGUCCAAGGGAAAACGGUCACUCUGAAUGUUGGUGUCCCCCAUACCAGGCUCUUGGCUUGCAGCAGCUGUGAGGCAGUGCAGCGCUUAGAAGAGGUUCUUUUAACCUGUCAUGGGGUUGGUGCAAACUGUCCCUAGCAUUGCUGUUCCCUGUUGGGCAGGGGUGAUACCAUCAUCCGACCUUCAGGGGCAUCAGAGAUCAAGGGCAUCAUUUGUUCAGAAGCCUUGGAUGCUUCUAGGACUCAGCAAUUGUGGUGUCCCAUGCAGAAAUGGUUUCUAAUAGGAUUUUUAAAGAGGUUUCAGAAUGCCUUUUGGUCUCCAAGGUUUGAACCAGGCCUGGAUCCCUCUUGCCCCAUGUUGCAUCUGCUCUCAGAGCUUGUGUCUUGUCACUGUCUUUAUUAGCUAAAGCAGAUGUUGCCACACACUAUAUUACAGGCUGGGCCCUAAAGCACCUCUCAGAAGGGACCAGAGUACCUCUGCCCCAUCUCCUGUCUGCCUUGACUUUAGGAGACAUACUGUGAACCUCUGCACCACACUGUUUCUGUCUGUGCCAGCUGCCCCUUCUCUGCUCUGUUUUGGGGAAUCAUGAACUGCUCUCACCAUCCCUCCUUUGCCUGGCUUGGGGGCUUGUGCAGGUGGAGGAGUAGUGAGUGAUCCCUAUUUGCUCUGACACCUCUUCAUAGUCUCCAUGGGCAGAAUCUGCUCCCACAUGCCCAUAGAUAGCUUUCAGCGUCCCUGUGCUCCUUGAUGCUCUCCUUGCUCUUUGCACUGCUCCUUCAGCAGAGCUGAACUCAAGGACAACCUCCUCUGGAGCAAGCUGCCUUCUGUACUGUUCCCUUAGGCUCAGGCAGGGUUUUGUACCCAGGUGCUGGGCUACUGUGUGGCAGCAGGACUCUUCCUCAGCACCUCUCCUUGCAUCAGGCUGUACCUCCUCGGACUGCAGUGUUGAUACCUGUUGGCAGUGGCUGCUCUGCUUCAACUUGUGCAAUCCAGCUGUGUUGUGGUGGACUGGUUGUCCCCUCCAGACAGCAUUUGUCCCAGCAGAGCCCCAUGGCUGGUGAAAUCCAGCACAGCAGAACUCAGUGUCACCUUACGUUGGCACAGCUAUGCCUCUCUGGUAUUUUCUAGACCAUUUAUUUUUUCUUCCUGUUUCUUUGAAGGUGUUGCACUGCACUUUCCUUUCAUUGAAGGGGAAAACACCUUGAAAAAAGUUCUGGGCUGCUUCACACAGUUGCAUUCCUAGUUCUUAGGAAUACAAGACUAAAGGGGAACACUGAGUCAUCUGGUCUGACUUGUGGCUCCGAUCUUGUCCCAUCUCACCUAGCUUGUCCUGUGUGAGACCCAGGAGGACAGUCAGUCCCUGUUUGACACAACAGAGGUUCAGGGAGGACUUGAGAAUGCCUGAUGCCUGUCCAACAACAAGGACAUCCAGAUGACUAUGCUUUUGCAGAGGAGGAAGACCUUUGCUGUUCUGCUCUGGAGAAUUUCCUGUCUGACUCAAAUUUAGGAGCAAGAAACAGCAGCAAAGUAUGGGCUCCAGGAGCAGCGGUACCUUCUGCCACUCACCUCCAGUGUUUGUGAGGGAAGGAGUCUGGCCAGGGCUGUGGUAGCAGCAAGCACAGAGGGUGACCCUGCUCGACCCUUCCUGCUGGCUGGCACAGCCUCGAUCACCAGGCCAGGCAUGAGCAGGUGCUGUGCUGUGUCGAGGGCAAUGCAGCACCUCUCUUCCCCUGGCCUGUUGGGGAAAUGGAUGAAUGAGGGUUGUAGACUUAAAGGGCAGAAGGGACCAAUGCUCUGGUCAGACAGAAGGUGGAUUACAUCUGCCAUCUAGGACAGUUAACUUGUCCAGGCACAGUCUUGGGAGCCAGCCCCAGAACAGCAGCAAAGAGAACACUGUAUCCACUGCUUUCUGUGAUUCCUUUAUAGCCAAUGUCCCUGUGUUGCUUCCUUGCCUCUGUACUUUUUUUCCCAGAGCUCAAGUCCUGUCCCAAGCCAGAAAACUGCACAAAGCAUGCAAGCUGCCCCUACCACUUUGGGGCUGCAGUGGGAGCAACAGGCUGGAGGGGAUGGUGUGGAUUUGGGCAGAUAACUGUCAUGCUGUAUUCUUCCUUGGGGUAUACUGGGGGAGUGCUUGUAAAAGGAGAACAUUUAAGAUGGGUUUAUUGUCUCCUGAGGAAUCCUGGACAUGCAGGUGAUGCAGGAAAAGCAUUUUGGUAUUGAUGCAGAGGCUACCAAAGGUGCUAGUAGUGUUAAAGGAUUUUUAAUGUUAGGCUUUCAGCUGGUAGCAGGGUAUGACCCUAUAGGCAUGAGACAGUUACUCCUCUUCCCUCUUUACGUAAUAAACUGCUUCUCUGACAGAGAGCUGUGGCUGA